AUGCCGCAUGCCACCUCUCACAUACCACCUACCGCAUCCCACAUGCUGCAUGCCACCUCUCACAUACCACCUACUGCAUCCCACAUGCUGCAUGCCACCUCUCACAUACCACCUACUGCAUCCCACAUGUUGCAUGCCACCUCUCACAUACCACCUACUGCAUCCCACAUGCUGCAUGCCACCUCUCACAUACCACCUACCGCAUCCCACAUGCUGCAUGCCACCUCUCACAUACCACCUACCGCAUCCCACAUGCUGCAUGCCACCUCUCACAUACCACCUACCGCAUCCCACAUGUUGCAUGCCACCUCUCACAUACCACCUACUGCAUCCCACAUGCUGCAUGCCACCUCUCACAUACCACCUACCGCAUCCCACAUGCUGCAUGCCACCUCUCACAUACCACCUACCGCAUCCCACAUGCUGCAUGCCACCUCUCACAUACCACCUACCGCAUCCCACAUGCUGCAUGCCACCUCUCACAUACCACCUACUGCAUCCCACAUGCUGCAUGCCACCUCUCACAUACCACCUACUGCAUCCCACAUGCUGCAUGCCACCUCUCACAUACCACCUACCGCAUCCUACAUGCUGCAUGUCACCUCUCACAUACCACCUACUGCAUCCCACAUGCUGCAUGCCACCUCUCACAUACCACCUACCGCAUCCCACAUGCUGCAUGCCACCUCUCACAUACCACCUACUGCAUCCCAAAUCCUGCAUGCCACCUCUCACAUACCACCUACUGCAUCCCACAUGCUGUAUGACACCUCUCACAUACCACAUACUGCAUCCCACAUGCUGCAUGCCAACUCUCACAGACCACCUACUGCAUCCCAUAUGCUGUAUGUCACCUCUCACAUACCACCUACUGCAUCCCGCAUGCUGCAUGCCACCUCUCACAUACCACCUACCGCAUCCCUAAACCUGCAUGCCACCUCUCACAUACCACCUACUGCAUCCCAAAUCCUGCAUGCCACCUCUCACAUACCACCUACUGCAUCCCACAUGCUGCAUGACACCUCUCACAUACCACCUACUGCAUCCCACAUGCUGUAUGUCACCUCUCACAUACCACCUACUGCAUCCCGCAUGCUGCAUGCCACCUCUCACAUACCACCUACUGCAUCCCAAAUCCUGCAUGCCAUCUCUCACAUACCACCUACUGCAUCCCACAAGCUGUAUGACACCUCUCACAUACCGCCUACUGCAUCCUACAUGCUGCAUGCCAACUCUCACAUACCACCUACUGCAUCCUAA
Molecule: messenger RNA, 1260 nt
Organism: Haliotis rufescens (red abalone)
Lineage: Eukaryota; Metazoa; Mollusca; Gastropoda; Lepetellida; Haliotidae
Exons: 1
Coding region: 1-1260 (419 amino acids)
Source: RefSeq, a predicted model, not a curated record